AGUCGUAAAAUGGAUGUCGAUUCGCCCAAUGCGCUCAAACGUUGCUCCAGUGCACCGCACAUAAAUAACCUACUACCAACCUCAACCGUCGGAGUGCAGCCGAUGGAACAAGUACAAUCGCAACCGGAACCGAGCACCAGCCGUGGCAGCAUACAGCAUCAUCAUCAACAUCAUCACGGCCACCAGGUGCUGUUACCGGGGGGUCAUACCGAGCCACUUCAUACAGGGCCCAGCAUGUUGAACUCCAGCAGCUCACAUCAAGGGUCAGCCUCCUCAGUGUCCAGGGAGCUGCUUCCAACAUCGUUCUCGAACAUCUUUACACCCCGAGUGCGGCGGUUCUCCGCCAGCUUCAGUCCACUGGCUGUGAUUUCGAACGGUAGUGCCAGCCCGAGUCGAAAUGGGUGUGGAACGCCGGGUCCCAGGCUGACGCCCCGAAUAUCCCAACUGCGGCAGGAAGAGUGCGCCGAUGUGAGCAACAGCCGAGAGGUUAAUCACGAACGGGAGAUACACACGGCCAUGCAGAUGUCGCAGAGCUGCGAGGACCUGACGCUGGUUGCAGAAAAUUGGUCCUUUUCUGGAACCGCUAGCAAGAUGCUGUGUGAUGAUUUGCAGAAUCCGCUGCACGUCGCUCUGCCCACCAUUGGUUCCACGUGCUGUUCUAGUCCAUCACCAACGAGUCGCGGUGGAAUCGGAUUGCAAUAUCCGACGACCUCGCCUUCGCCGACGCGAAAGUUCGUCACGCGCCGGUCUAUGUCACCGUGUCCACUGCGACCGAGUCCCCUGAGCUCCUCGGUGAAGCGGAAGUUUGAUCUGGAGGAUAAUUACGGCAAUUGCUAUUCGCCUCCGUCGAAAAAAAUUUUCACCUCCGAAAGAGGGUCAUCUCCUGUUUGCCAAACGCCAUCGCCCUCGCCGAUAUGCCCCAGUCCCGACUCGUCGACUGCUUCCUUCGAGAACGGUAGUAACAACAAUGGCAACGGCAGCAACACGCCGAUCUGUGGACCUUUCCCGCUCGUAGCCUCCAGCAGCGGCAGUGGCCGAAUAACACCAAAGUUUUUCCUGUCUAAGCUUACCGGUCCCCAAAGCCCGGGAGCAACCGUGUGCUCGAUGGCUCCGCUGGGAAUGGGCAUCGUUGGUGGUGGGCUUUCGGGUGUGCAUUUCGGUGGGAGCAGCACACCCAGCAGCACAUGCUCGACACCGACCGGCACUACGAACCCGAUGGGAAUGAUCGGAGGCGGUGAUACGGGACGAGGGUACUCGCUAACUACGGCUGGGAACGCUGCCAUGAUGAUGGAUUGUGGCGUAAGCAGCAGCAGCAGUAGCAGCGAAUGCCGCGAUCCAACCAUCAUGGAAGUCAGCCACUCCGGCAUGUACGAGGAGCGGCCAAUGGAAGGGACCAUGACGCUGGUGGAAAUACACACGCCACCACCACCGAAGGAAGCCAAUACCAGUAGCAUUAAGGAAGCAUGUGAUGAGACGGAAGCAAGCAAUAGUGAUAAUCAACAUCAGGUUGGCAGAUUGAUGCGCCCGUCGCCAGCACUAAACGUGGCACGGGAGCUUCGAGAACAGAUUCUGAAAUCGGCACUGGAUGCUGACACGACUGGCAACUGUAACAGCAACAGUAGCAGCAGCAGCAGCAGUAGUAGCAGCAUUAGUAGCAGCAGCGGCAGCAGCAGCAGCAGCAGCAGUAGCAGUGGUAGCAGUAGUGUUAGCAAUAAUAGCACUAGCAGCAAUAGCUGCUGCACGACUAGCGAUAACAACACGAGUGCCAACGAUGACAAUGGUAGUAUGAGCAGUCUCGCCGCAAGCAGCAAUGCUCUCGAUAGUAGCAGCAGCACCAGCACGGGAAACCCUGUGUCCGUUGCAAACGCUGCGACCCCGAUUUGCCCCCCGCUUACCUCCUUUCCCAUGAUGGCCAUACCGAGCAAUCUGACGGAGAUUGCAGAAUCAUGA
Molecule: messenger RNA, 1950 nt
Organism: Anopheles nili
Lineage: Eukaryota; Metazoa; Arthropoda; Insecta; Diptera; Culicidae
Exons: 4
Coding region: 10-1950 (646 amino acids)
Molecular function (GO): protein serine/threonine phosphatase inhibitor activity
Source: RefSeq, a predicted model, not a curated record